ACGGCAAAGUUUCUUGUUCGCUUUCUUAUUUUUUCCUUCACAUCUCGGGCUAAAUAAAUCAAAAGUCUUUUGGGCGCUUAACGAAAAGAAAAAAUAUGUUAGGAAAACGGGGAAAUGCGAGGCCAAAGCCCAAAAGUCGGCGCCAAAUUGAAUUACGGCUUUAAUUGGGAAAUUUGUGGCUGAACUCUUGAGGACAUUAAUGCAGCUCACCCAGAUUUAUUCACAUUUAUGUCCGGAUGGGGUUGCUGUUUGUUUUAAGCCAGUCUGUGGGCAUUUUUCAUGAAUGUCCUUGCAGUUAAUUGGUAUUCAAUUCGACUGGAGUUGUCCUGGCUUUGGAAGGCUUAAUCCUAGUUUCAUCCCAUUAAAAAUCACUCCCCUUCUUUCAGUAUAUCGAAGUAGAAACUUAAAAGUAGGAACUCUACAAUCUUACAACCAUUUCUUUCUCUAAUUUUCUAACCCUUUCCCAGCCUUUGCUCCUUCUCCACUACUAGCAAUGUUACUUGAAUUGGUCAUCCUGAGCAUACCAGUGUGUGGGUUCUUCUUUUGGCUGCAUGGUCUCUACCUGUAUGUCCUGGAGCUGCUCUUCGAAUGGAUUGCCCAGCAGCUGGCGAUAACCCACAGGAUACGAGUGCGUGAGGAGCGCCUUCAACUGGGCCAAAAAUGGGGGUCCGUGAAUAAGCAAAAGAGGAAGGACUCGGAAUCCCCGGAUAAGAAACAGGACAAAGGUGACUGUCCGAAGAGGCAAGCCUCGCCGCCUAUAAAGAACCGUCUGACCAUCCGGGUGGAGCAGUGCUGCGACUUGAUAACCGCCGGAUUGGGUUUGGUGCUGGAGGACGAAGUGACCCAGAGGUUUGUGGCCCCGCCAUCGCCCCCUGGAGAAUGGAACCUACUCACGCGGAAUCUUCGCCAGAAGAAACGAUACCUAAACUGGCGCUUAAGGAUUGUCUGGCUUUUGGGCUGGUUUACGCGCUAUGGAGUGCUGUUGCCGUUGAGGACCACAGCAUGUUGGAUGUGCUUGUUCAUGAUCAGUGGGGUUUCGGUGCUGUUGGGUAACCUCCCCGAGUGGUAUUUAAAGAAGCAUCUGGUGGAGCUGGUCCUGAAGCAGUGCUUCCGCACUACCGCCUCCUGCCUUCCGAUGAUCCGGAGGUUCCACAACACGCAAUACCGACCCACCCAGGGCAUCUGUGUGUGCAAUCAUACCAGUCCAUUGGACGUCUUGGCGCUGAUGUGCGAUGCCAACUACUCGCUGACUGGCCAAGUGCACACUGGCAUCCUGGGGAUCCUGCAGCGCUCCCUCUCGAGGAUCUCUCCUCACAUCUGGUUCGAUCGCAAGGAGCUGGCCGAUCGUGAAGCCCUCAGCACGGUCCUUCGCCAGCACUGCUCCUCGACGGGACGUCCUCCAGUUCUCCUCUUUCCCGAGGGCACGUGCAUCAACAACACGGCUGUGAUGCAGUUCAAGAAGGGCAGUUUCGCUGUUAGUGACAUUGUCUAUCCGGUGGCCAUUCGGUACGAUCGCCGGUUCGGUGAAGCCUACUGGGACAGCGCCAAGCACUCCAUGCUCAGAUAUAUGCUGAUGGUGGUCAGUUCGUGGUGCAUCUGCUGCGACGUCUGGUACAUGCCGCCGCUCCGGCGACUUGCCAAAGAGUCAGCGGUGGAGUUCUCCAACCGAGUGAAGGCCGCCAUUGCCGCUCAGGCGGAUAUCGUUGAUCUGCCCUGGGAUGGAAACCUGAAGCGUUGGAGUCCGGUGAGGGACUGGCAGUAGGCCAGCCAACAUUAUGUUACCCCCUAACCAUCCUAAUUCUAAAAGAAAAUUUAAGCACAAACCAAGAUAUUCCACGAUGUAGUUUAUACCCUUUUCCACCAUUCCAUCCUCACUAUAUUGUAUAACGAUUUUAUAAUGAUAUCUUACGAGAAAACAGAGUGACAUUAGAUAUGUCACACCACAACCCCGA
This is a messenger RNA of Drosophila eugracilis, 1952 nucleotides long. RefSeq names its product glycerol-3-phosphate acyltransferase 3. The record is from RefSeq and is a predicted model, not a curated record. Gene Ontology annotation, cellular component: endoplasmic reticulum. NCBI's taxonomy places the organism in Eukaryota, Metazoa, Arthropoda, Insecta, Diptera, Drosophilidae. Bases 494 to 1762 code for a protein of 422 amino acids. Gene Ontology annotation, molecular function: glycerol-3-phosphate O-acyltransferase activity. The transcript has a single exon. Gene Ontology annotation, biological process: triglyceride biosynthetic process.